Molecule: messenger RNA, 4491 nt
Organism: Durusdinium trenchii
Lineage: Eukaryota; Dinophyceae; Suessiales; Symbiodiniaceae
Source: the annotation of a GenBank genome assembly
AUGGACCUGCAGUUGACGAGCGUCGGAGCGGCGGAGCGCAGGGCCCCUAUGGCAGGGAGUGGGAUCCGUACCAAUGGCGCACUGGGCAGCCUGAGUUCGAUCCGCAGUGGAAUGACUGGGAUGCCCGUCAGGAGUCAAGACCAUGGUCUUACUCCACCCCCCUUGGCCGCGUGGGCACCUCAGGAAGAUCCCAAGGAGUUGAGGUUGAAAGUGGUGGCCUCCAAGUUGGAGACAGAUGUCCAGGAGGGCCUUCUAGAGCUGCAGCGCGCCCGUGACGAUGGAUGUCCGGCCCCUCCUGCCCUAGUGGCCAAGGCGCUGGAGCUGGCCGCAGCUGCGGGUCAUGUUUGCCUGGUUGAAGCUGUGGAAGGGCUCUUUCUGGACGAAGCCCGGACGUUCGAGCUGGACAUCCCAAACUUCGCUGCCAUGAUCGAAAAGCUGGUCUUGGACCCCUUCUCCUACAAGCCAGCCACUGUUCGGCUGCUGCUCAACUUGGCCUUGUCGCAGGAGAGCCCCAUUGUGCCAUUAGUGCCCGAGUCCUUGACCGAAGCUGAAGCACGCGAAACUUUGUUGGGAGAUGCACAGCCACGCCACGAAGAAAAGGAUGUUCUGAAAGAAGAAGGUGAGGAGGAAGAAGAAGAGACAGAGGAGGCGGAGGAGGAUGCCGGAGGUGCAGAGUGGCCUGAGGAGUUGGUGUUUCGGGGCUGCGAAGCCUGGCCGGAGCUGAACGGCACCUUUUUGCGGACGCGUGACUUCGACCAACUGAGCCCGCACGAGCGGCCGAUCUACCAGCGCCGAGUCACGAGCGCCGAUGGCAAAGAGCUCCGGGUGCUGUGCUUCUUCUGGGACUUUGGGGCCCAAAGUGGCCCAAAGAAGGGGGCCAAGAAGAUGAAGAAGCGGAAGAAAAAACAGGGUGGCUGGUGGCUGGGCACCCAGGUGGGUGGCAAGGCUGGGCUGUUGGGCUCCUGUGCCAGCGAGGAUGAGGUGCCGCCUCUCCAGGGAUGGCGGCUGAAGCGGAAAGGGGAGAAGGAGUUCCGGGAAGAUGCUGGAGGCUUCGCCUCACAGGAGGACCUCUCAGUCGAGGCCUUGAAGCGCUUGGACUUGCAGAAGCUGAGGAACCGUGUGGCAGCGCCGAGCGCGGCCUGUGGGAAGUAUUUUGGCCACUUUUGCGCCCUGCUCCACCUAGAGUACUUUGUGGAGGUGGCCGCUCUACGUCGGCGCACCUCCAAGCGUUCCGGUGAGGAGUUGCAGCGCGGGGGGUGGGCGCUGGUGAACUUGCAAGCCAUGGACAUCUCCAAGGGCAAGGGCAAAGGGAAGGAGAAAGGCAAGGGUCGCGACAGCGGUUUUCAGAUCACCCUGAUGAUGCCCAAGUCUCCCAAGAUCGACAUUGAUCGCUUGCGCUUCAAGCGUGGGGACAGUGUGAUCCUCUCCGGAACGCACCCCCUCAAAGACCGCGUGGGCGAGGGUCAGUUGCAAGAGCUGAAUCCUUCGGUGCUCGUCAUCGCCGUGGAGGGCGCCUCCUUCGUCCCAUCGAAGGGCCGUGCCUAUCGCGUGGACAAGGGCAGCAAUCGCCUCAGCUAUACUCGCCAGAUGAGCUCCUUGGUGACGCUUUGCAAGGAGGGCGGAGCUGAUCGCCCCAAGAUCUUUGAGCUCAUCACCCGCGCCAACGUGGGAGACGUGGAUGCCUGGACUGCCCAUUGGACCGAUCCUUUGACGACGGCGAAGACGACGGCGAAGACGACGGCGAAGGUUUCGGAUGGGCUGUGGGUGGAGGGGCAGAAGGUGCGGCUGUGCGGGCUGAAGGCGGAGGCGCUGAAUGGACAAGAAGGCGAACUGGUGGCCGUUGAUGGCCGGGUGCUUGCCUCCGGGUCGGUGCCGCCGCGCGCGCAUGUAAAGCUGAAGGAUGGGGUGAAGGCGGUGCAGGUCGUUCACUUGGAGAAGGUGGACGCGCAGGCCGCGUUUGUCCCUGCAGCCAUCGCUUCAGCCUCAGUGGAGUUGGCAGCAGAGGCGCUGCCGGCGGACGCAGAGAAGCUGUCCAAGUGUCAGGAGGAGCUCGCGGCGCUCAGUUGCACCGACGCGCAGAAGCGCGCGAUCGGUGCGACCUUCCAGCGACGCUGCACGAUGAUCCAGGGACCUCCAGGUACUGGAAAGACCUUCACCGCCGUCGAGGUGUUGCGUUCCUGGGCGCAGCUGGGACUGAAGCCGCUGCUGGCGGUGGCCGAUGGGAACAUCGCGGUCGACAACAUUGCAGCUGGCCUUGCAAAGUAUGGCAUGAAAGUGAAGACGGUGCGGGUGGGGCGGCCUGAGAAGAUCCGACCCGAGCUGGAGGAGAUCACCCUGGACAACCAGUGCAAGGUCCUGAAGCAGCAGAUCCAGGAGAAGAAGGCUUCGGACGAGCGCUUGGCCACCCGCACCUCGCUGGAACAGCUGCCGGUGGGAGAUCUGAAGGUCAAGGCCUUGGACUUGGAUGCACGUUUAGACCUGACGCCUGAGGGAACAGGACUCACCGCAGCCUCUGCGCUGGACAGGGUGCUGAACGCCAUGGUGGAGGCCGAGGCCGCGCGGAAGGAGGAGGCCAAGGUGGCCGAGCGCGCCGCCCGAUCUCCGGCAGAGGUGGAAGCAGAGGAAAGGAGAUUGAAGCUGCAGACUAGAAAAGAAGACGCUGCUAUCCAAAUGGAGGUCCUGCAAGGUGCAGACAUCCUUUGUGCCCAGCUGAUCACUGCGGGCGGCAAUCUAUUCACGAAGUUUGGUGCUUUCAAGGGCAUUCUGAUCGAUGAAAUUGCACAGGCCACGGAGCUGGUGUCAAUUGUCCCGAUCGUACAGCGCGCCUGCGAGCGUUUGGUCUUAGCAGGAGACCAUUGUCAGCUGCCUCCCACGGUGCAAUCGCCCGAGGCGGAGCGACGAGGGCUGACUUUGUCGCUCUAUGGGAGGCUGGUGAAGGAGGGUUUGGAGCCCUACUUCCUGGAUACCCAGUUUCGCGCGCAUCCCAAGCUCAUGGAAUGGGUGGCCGGCAGCAUCUACGAGGGCCGCCUGCAGAGUGGCAUCCUUGAGGCCGCCCGGCCUCCGCUCAAGGGCUUCGAGUGGCCGAAGAAGAAGGUGCCCGUGGCCUUUGUGGAGAUGGGCCGCUGGGCGGGAGAGUCCGUCGAGUAUGAGUCCAAGAUGAACCAGGCCGAAGCAGAGCGUGUUUUGCAGAUCAUUGAGUCAGUGUUGGAAGCGGGGUGCUCCGCGGAAGAUGUCGGUGUGAUCACGCCCUACAUGGCUCAAGUCCGCUUGCUGCGAAUGCUUUGGCGGAACCGCUGUCAGGAGAAAGGCAAGAAGAAAAAGCAGCCUCGCACCUUGGAAAUCGCAAGCGUUGACAACUUCCAAGGCCGAGAGAAGGAACUCAUUGUCUUCUCGGCGGUGAGGAACAACCCUGCCGGCCGAGUGGGCUUUUUGGCCGACUGGCGCCGGCUCAACGUGAUGCUCACCCGGGCGCGCCGGGGGCUCAUUGUGGUGGGGAACGGCUUUACUUUGAGGAAGGACCCCUAUUGGCAGAAGUGGCUGGAAUGGUGCGAAUCGCAUGGCGUUGUGGUGGACAAGCAGGCGUGGCAUGCGGUGCUGCGUGCCGCCAAGACGAGCGCGUGCAAGCGGGUGAAGGGGCUCCUACAUCACCUCUUUGAGUUCGAGCAGGCACCCAAAACAGAGAAGGCCUUCCGGCGCUUUGCGACCGCCAACCUGGCCGAGCAGCUGCAGGCUGCAGACGACUUGGACUUGCUUUGGGAGGCCGUCUCUGCAGGUCUCGAAGAGGUGGAGGCGCAGCGCGUGCGCCACAUCGCAGAGGACGAACGGGCCAAGGCGCUCACUGCAGUAGUGUCUGCCAAAGUGGAGGAGCUGCCUUCCUACCAGGACCUUGCGGAACCAGAGCCCAGCCAAAGAAGCUGGCGUAGCUGGACUUUUGCAGCUCAGGAGUUGCUGUGGACUCGGGCGGAGCCGCGACGCUGGGAGGACUUGCGGGUUCAACUGCUCGGCUACUACCGGGCCUAUUUAGAGGCCGCCGGCGAGAGCGACGCACGCAGCAAGAAGCAGAUCUUCGGCGAGAUGCGCGAGUCCUUGCCGGCCUCCUGGUUUCGAGGAUCCGAUCCGCUGGAGGUGUACCUGACUCCUGCAGAGCGGCAGCGGGCAGCCCGUGAGGUCUGGAAGGCCAACCGUGAGGAUGGGCUUCGUGGCUUCCAGCGCUGGAAGGAGCUGCCUUGGACCGAGGCAGACUUUGCUGAGGAAGAGUUAGGGGUUGAGUGGUCAGCCCAGGACGCCAGUGCCAUGGACCAGUCGCCGAGGCUGAAGACACGGAAGAGGACCCGCGCCAAGAACGAGAGCGAAACCAAAGGCGCGUCCUCGGCGUCCACCGCCCCACCCGCCACGGGCGCCACGGGGAUCGGAGAGGCCACGUCCAACAAGAAGGCCAAAGCCCCCAAAGCAGAGGCUGGGCCCAAGCGAAAGGUCCGAAAGAGGAAGUGA